This is a messenger RNA of Dujonia railenensis, 984 nucleotides long. Lineage: Eukaryota; Fungi; Ascomycota; Pichiomycetes; Serinales; Debaryomycetaceae. The record is from the annotation of a GenBank genome assembly.
AUGGGUGCAACUGUCUUCGUUUCUGGAGCUACUGGAUUUAUUGCUCAACAUGUUAUCAAGCAAUUGCUUGAAAAGGGGUAUAGUGUAGUUGGUUCUGUUAGAAAUGAAUCAAAAGGUGAAACUUUGAAGAAAAACUUUGCAACUGACAAAUUUAGCUACGAAAUAGUAGAAGAUUUGGAAACUGUUGGUGCCUUCGACACUGCUUUGAAGAAGCACCCAGAAGUCACCAUUUUCCUCCACACAGCUUCUCCAGUUACAUUUGACGUAGAGGACAAUGAAAAGGAUAUCAUAUUACCAGCUAUUAAUGGUACUGUGAAUGUGUUAAAGGCUAUCAAGGCUACUGCACCACAAAUUGAUAAAGUUGUUAUCACUUCUUCGGUAGCUUCUCAACUCACCUUUUCUAACCCUGUGGCUCGUGUCUCUGAAGACACUUGGAAUGACGUUACCUACGAGCAAGCCAAAGAAAGCGGAAGUGCUGCUUACGUUGGCUCUAAAACAUUCGCUGAAAAGGCAGGAAUUGAGUUCGUUGAGAAGGAAAAGCCACACUUUACAGUUUCCACAGUACACCCUGUAUUUGUAUUUGGUCCUCAAGUAUUUGAUCUGGAGGCUAAAGGGAAAUUGAACGCUUCCAAUGGUUAUAUUAGUGGAUUAUUACAAUUAAAGGAAGGAUCGGUCCCACAAUAUUCAGGUUCUUUUAUUGAUGUCAGAGAUGUAGCUGCUGCACACCUUGUUGAAAUUGAAAAGCCAUCUAAUGGCUUGAGAGUACUCGUCAAAGAUGUAGACUUCACUAGUCAGUCUUUAUUAAACAUAAUUAACAAGAAUUUCCCAGAAUUAGGACUUGUUAAGGGAGACUCUGAAGCUCAAGUCGAUAGCAAGAGAAUUGUUGACGAUGCUAAGUCAAGAGCUUACUUGGGAUUGAACUACAUUGAUAUUGAAAAAUCUGUCGUUGACACAGUAAAGCAAUAUAUUGCAGCCAACAAAUAA